AUGGUUUUGGCCUGUCAACUGGACAGCGAACGCAACCUUUUCAGCGAUUUGGCUAGAAUUCAACUUAUUCUCUCCCGGAAGCCAUUACCACGCAUCGGAUCAUUGACAAUCAACAAUGAGUGCAUCCUGGAUAUCAAUAACAGGCUGUUAAUGUUGGAAAUCUGCCACCUUGAAAACGAGAACAUCCCCAUCGAUAUACAGCGUAAAACCUCGUAUUCGACUGUUGACACUUACAUCCAUGAUCUUCUAUCGGUCCAUGAUAACCGACUACGCUACCAACCAAAUGGCGCCUCGAGUAUGAAAGAUUGCAUUAAGCCAGAUGUGUGCAUUGACAACGAUGAGAACCGUAUAUUCUAAUUUUUUGGACCGCAAGCUACGCUCUGGGCCUUUUGUGCUUACUCUUACUGAUUUGCAUGCUAGCAACUUCUUUGUUGAUGAUGAUAACUGGCAUAUCACGAAACUUAUUGACCCUAGAAUGGGCUUGCGUUCGUCCUAUUGAAAUGCAACACCCCCCCAUACUGGUUGACAAGUCAGGCAGUAGAUAGGAUCGACGAAACGCAGUACAAUAAGAUGUGCACUGAAUACAUAGAUAUUUUCGAGCAGGUGGAGAAAGCCAUGUUGGGCCGGGAUGGGAGGAGCAUCGCAAUCGUCGGAUGUGACUUUUCUUAUGCGGAGCUUUUGAAAAGAUUGUGGGAGAAAGGGACAUUCUGGUAUUGCUUUGCGUUGGACAGCUUGACUGGACUCCAUCACAUCUUCUACCACCGCGUCUGACCUAGAUAUCAAAUUCCCUACAACCAAUCUCAGGAAUCAAAAUUUGACACCGGAUUCUAUAUCACCACCCCCAACCUUCUGGUGUCCUAAGGCUUGGGACUUCGCAAAGUCAAAGGUUAAAGAUAAAGAGAAAUAUGACAAGUAGCUCCGAGAUGCCUUCCAACUUGAUUCUUCUUGAUAGAAACGAAUACAAAAAAGGAGGAUCAUUGGCAUUUGCUAUCAAUUCCCUUCCCGCCAAUAAUCACAGAUGCCUCCCUCACCUAACCGUUAUAGAAACCAGGCCGUUGGUGAGUCAUCGUCGAGCCUGAGAAGGCGUCUUGGAGAAGGAGUGAAGCCAAAAAUAGGUGGUUUAGUCUAGAUAGAUAAGAGUUACUUUGGAGUGUAUGGUAGUUUGGUAGAGAGGAGUUUGGCUGAACACCUUUUUUCCUUUGUGGGUUAGUGAACUUUCUGUGGUUUUAUACGUUCGCAUUCUAUAUACCCAUAUGUUUAAUUAAUUCAACCAGUGACCUCGGGCAUCAAAAUAAGCAAACCUCCCAGAAGGAUAACAGGCUGCAGCAAUGUCUCCCCGUUCUUAGCCUGUAGACCCCCUGGCAU
Blastomyces dermatitidis ER-3 is the source of this 1365-nucleotide messenger RNA. RefSeq lists its product as hypothetical. The record is from RefSeq and is a predicted model, not a curated record. Bases 1 to 357 code for a protein of 118 amino acids. NCBI's taxonomy places the organism in Eukaryota, Fungi, Ascomycota, Eurotiomycetes, Onygenales, Ajellomycetaceae. The transcript is spliced from 3 exons.